CCAGUAUUUUAGUCUUAAUUUUAUUUAUUUUCAUACAGUACUGAUCUGUCAGUACCGCUUCCAUUGUGCCAGGUACUUCCACCAAAAAUUUCUUUAACUUAAAGAAGAGAACAUGGAAUAAUCCUUAUUCUUAUUAAGAACUAACAAUGAAAAUCAAAAGUGAGUUAACAUGUGCAGUAGAGAUGAACCGAAUACUAAAAAAAGUAGGGGAUAUCGGAUCCAAACCAAACAAUACUUUGAACUAAGACUUUCAAAUAAAUGUCACUGUAUUAUGUCAUUAUAGUAAUGAUAAAUCUUUUAAGUCUGAUUAAGGGUGAGUUCGUAUCAGUAGUUUAAUUAUAUGAUGGGUCAAUCAAAAUAUUAGUAGCAUGCCAAAAUUUAUAUAUAUAUAGUAUAUACGUUAAAUAUACUGUUGGGUAUUUAAAAUUAACGUGGAAUAAUGGAUGACAAUAGUUCAUACAACGAAAGUCAACAAAAUAAUCGUAGUCUUAACAGACAGUUACGAAGUAAUUGUUGGUAUCAGCUUUUCUACUACACACGAGCAUGUAAUAGACCAAAAUCAGCUCGCAAUUCACAACUACACAUACGAAAAAGGAUCGUUGUAGAUCAAGCAAAUAAAUCGACAUUUGUAAACGAAUCGGAAUUAGAUCAAUAUGAUUAUACAACGAACGUAAAGGAUAAGAUCAUUAUUCCCUCACCGUAUGUAGAGUAUGCGUCAUUAGCUAAUCAUCGUCAGAGUGGAGAAUGUACAAAAGUAACUUAUCCAAUAUUUAUUCGCUCCAAAAGAGUUUCUGACGAAAGUGAAGACAAAUACAUAACAGAAAUAUAUGCAGAGGAUGACAUACCAAGCACACUGGAUGCUUCCUACAGUAAAAUUGAUCCUAACAAUUUAUCAAUCGCUCUCAGACGAUCCAUGGAAAGUAUCCGUAAAGAUACAACUUCAUUACCACCCAUGUCGCAAGUGUCGCUUCCUAAGAAGCAACAGAAAAAAUCGUCAAAAUUCGACAUCGAAUUACCCUACUCGUCAUUCGACGUGUGCUGUAAGAAGCAAGAGAGGUUUCGUCGAAUCUUGGGGGGUUAUUCAACUCAUCCCAAAUAUCAGAGCGAAAAAUUCAGUGACCGCGAACAAAUCAAUGUGUUUGUAAGAAAAAAUCCGAAACUUUUAAUAUUUAGCGAAACGCAGGACGAAACUGUAAAAAAUAUCCAGUUGGCUGCACAACAGUUACAAAUCAAAUGCGUUCGAUUCGAUGAAGUCAGGGACAUCGAAGAUUCGCAUCAGCCGACUGACGUGAUAAUAGUGGACGUAAGGACCAUGGGGGCCAUCCCACAGGACGUGCGUGCUUUAUGCGAGAGUUGUCGCAAAUGCAUUCAACAAGUUAUGAUAAUUGCCUUGGUCAAAACAGAAGAUUUCGAGAAGAACAAUUUAAAAAUUUUACAUCUUUUAGACAUAGGAUUCACCAGGUGUCUGGCAGAAAACUCCAUUUACACCGCUUGCUACAACGAGCUCAUUAUGAUAUUUCAAUCGGACUUGAAGAUGUCUUUGAGGGGCUUUACGUUUAGUGCUAUCUUUUUCGCCACAUCUAUUAGCACUAGCGACCUGAUACUGGUCCUCGAUAACGAAUAUUACAUACGACAUUGUAGCAUCUCCAUCAAAGAACAUCUACAGUAUGAGAUCGAAGAUGUACUUGGCAAAAACAUUCGGGAAAAACUCAUGACAGGUUCGUCAAUUUUCUCUUCGUUCGAACGCGCAAUUUCUGGAUCUUCGUCUUGGCGAGGAACAUUGCAGAUGGAAAACAAAAAUGGCGAAACCGUGGCGGCCCAAUGUAAUGCGUGCACGUUAUUUGACGACAAUCGCACAUUCUCACAUAUUGUAAUGAGUCUGUACGUGUAUGGACCUUUACGAGAGAAGAAAGUGUCAGUGAGUACAGGUCGUUCCGAAUUUAUGCUCAUCAAUAUCGUCAACGCAAUCAAUUUGAUCGACGAAGCUCGCAACAAAUGCGAACGGGAAAGCGAAACCUACUUGUUAUUGACGAAAGUUGUUAAUUUAUUGGAUAACGUUAAUGUCGUUAAAACGGUUAAAAUGAUCGAUCAGAUUUCAGAACCCAUAGCUUCCGAUUUAAUAACGGCGUUGCUCGACACUAAGCAGUCCACAAGUCGGAUAGGCAUGGAUACAAAAAGUUCCAGAAAGCAAGCAGCGUCGAAAAUUUUCACCGAUGAAAAUCAAAAUUACCUCUCGUGGCAGUACGACAUUUUAUCUGAAGAAACAAGUUGUACAAACAUUCUGAUUACGUUAGGAAUGGAAUUGUUCCAACAAUUCAACAUACCGGAAACAUUGAACUGUAACGAAUCCGUCUUCAAGAAUUGGUUUUUAGUUAUGGCAAACCAUUAUUACAAAGAAGUUCCUUAUCACAAUUCGACGCAUGCUGCAGAUGUUAUGCAAGCGUGCGCUGUUUUUUUAACGAACAAGAAGCUGGGAUUAUUCCUCGAUCCGAAUUUAGAGGCGGCCUGUUUGAUUUCGGCGGUAGUCCAUGAUCUCGACCAUCAUGGUAAGUCGAGCGCGUUUCUUUGCAACUCAAAUCACAUCUGGGCCCUCCUGUAUAACGACUUGACCGUUUUGGAAAACCACCACGUGUCCCUCAUGUUCCAACUCACCCUCUCCGACGAUAGGAUAAACAUAUUCCAAAACGUGGACAUUGAACAAUACAAAGAACUCAGAUACAAUAUCAUCGAUUUAAUCUUAUCGACCGAUAUGACCAAACACUUUGAUAUUUUGACGAAAUUCGUAAAUGAGUUCUCAGCUAUACCAUAUCAUACUGAAGAUGUACUUAAGGUAAUCAAUGCGCCAGAUAAACUUAUUUUGAUGUACAGGAUGAUCAUAAAAUGCGCUGAUGUUUCGAACCCUACCAGAAAUUUCAAUGUGGCCUUGGAAUGGUGCAGACGUAUAACGGAAGAAUAUUGCAAACAAACAGAUGAAGAGAAAUCUUUGGGUUUACCGGUGGUGAUGCCGAUGUUCGACAGAGAAACUUGCUCGGUGCCCAAAGCUCAAAUUGGUUUUAUCGAAUACAUAAUUAACGACCUGUUCGAGGCUUGGAACGCAUUCAUUGACAUGCCCGAACUGCUGAGGAAUAUGAGGAAAAAUUAUAAACUUUGGAAGAAGCUAGAUGAACUGGGCUAUGAUACGUUAGCUACACUUUCACCGGAUGUAUUCAAUGCUGACGAAAUAAUGUCCACAAAGAAUAUUUCGUGAUAAAUAACUAGUGUAUCAUUUCUAUACAUUACAUCAAUUAUUUGAAUUGUAUGUACAAUAAAAACAUAGGUAUCUUCUU
Molecule: messenger RNA, 3326 nt
Organism: Agrilus planipennis (emerald ash borer)
Lineage: Eukaryota; Metazoa; Arthropoda; Insecta; Coleoptera; Buprestidae
Product: high affinity cAMP-specific and IBMX-insensitive 3',5'-cyclic phosphodiesterase 8A-like
Exons: 1
Coding region: 440-3247 (935 amino acids)
Biological process (GO): positive regulation of ERK1 and ERK2 cascade; signal transduction
Molecular function (GO): 3',5'-cyclic-nucleotide phosphodiesterase activity
Source: RefSeq, a predicted model, not a curated record